ACAUCCGACCACCAUGGCCGCGGUUGUGGAUGCGUGUUGGACAUCCUGCGGCUUACCCCGGCGCCUACUUGACGCCCCGAGCUCCCCUGUCUCUCCCUGGUAACCCUAGUCCCCCAAAUCCCCUCUCCUCACUCAUAUCCGACGACCUGGAAGAGGCCAAACUCGCGGUCAUCGUCAUCGUCGUCGAUCCCGCGGCCACCGGCCUCCACUCGUCGCGCCAAGACGUCGAGGAGCUCCGCCAUCGUCGUCUUCGUCGCCCUCGCCUUUCGGUUGGAUCUCGGACGGACUGCUGCCUCGCCAUCGCGCGGUCUUCUCCGCACGGCUGCCGCAUCUCGUCGACGAGCGCGGCGCGUCCAGCCACCCCUGCACCUUCCAACCAUGUCCAUGAGCUCCACCACUACGAGACCGACGCCGCUGCUACCCAGUACGACUACGGUGUUGACGACCCCUCUCUCUUGCCAGAGCAACUAGGCAAGCAAACCCCCCCUGAGCCUUUCGAUAUCGCCCACUUAUCUCCCUCUCAUGCUUGCAUUAGAACUGCUACUGCUUUAUGUAUGAUCCUACUCUGAUGCAUAGCCUGUUGUUGUUACCUGCUUUCAUACCUUACCCGCUUAUCCUAAACUGCUUAGUAUAGGUUGGUUAGUGAUCCAUCAGUGACCCCCACCUUGUCCCAGUUGCCCCGCUUUAUGUUCGAUGACUCGAUCAUCGUGAUCGACGUCCAGGCCCCGACACCGCACAUCACCCUCCCCCCCCCUAGUUGGACAACUUUGCAGAGUUACCGUCGAGUGCCGAGGGUGGAACCUCUUACAUCACUUCUGAUGAGAUCUCUGUAGUGUAGUUAUACGGUAGAGGUCAUCGAGGGUGAUUUCCUCCUUAACCACUUCCGUUACCGCUCUGUCG
Molecule: messenger RNA, 900 nt
Organism: Triticum aestivum (bread wheat)
Lineage: Eukaryota; Viridiplantae; Streptophyta; Magnoliopsida; Poales; Poaceae
Exons: 2
Coding region: 30-569 (179 amino acids)
Source: RefSeq, a predicted model, not a curated record